Harpegnathos saltator (Jerdon's jumping ant) is the source of this 2841-nucleotide messenger RNA. RefSeq names its product triokinase/FMN cyclase. NCBI's taxonomy places the organism in Eukaryota, Metazoa, Arthropoda, Insecta, Hymenoptera, Formicidae. Gene Ontology annotation, cellular component: cytosol. The transcript is spliced from 10 exons. Gene Ontology annotation, biological process: glycerol catabolic process. Gene Ontology annotation, molecular function: glycerone kinase activity. The record is from RefSeq and is a predicted model, not a curated record. Bases 911 to 2650 code for a protein of 579 amino acids.
ACCAUGAAUAAUUUUGCUAAUUUUCAACAGAUUUGCAUCAAACUUGAUACACCCAUGUUGUUUGGGUCGCUAACUAUAAAUUCGGAAUCAUAUUUAAGAAAUUCAUAAUGGUGGAUUCAAUGUGGCAAUACAUAAAUAUUUAAUUUUGUUAGUUUUUGAAAAAUAUUUUUUUUACAUUAAUAUCCCCAUUAUUAGCAGGUGAAAUAUUUUGAAAGAAAUUCUUUACCGAAUGGUAUGAUGGGAAUUUCGGAUUUAUUACAGUUGUUAUCUGCGACCAAAAAUAUAUGUCGAGUUUGAUAUCCACAAUGAAAUAUCAAAGUUAGCUACUUGAAGCCACUAUAUUCCGUUAUUUGGAAUCAUAAAAUUUCGAUCCUAGAUUCGUUACUAGUUAACCCAAAAAGAAUUCUUAUAUACAAGCUUCCAUGUAAGAUACGAAAUUAUUCAUUUUUAUUAAUUUUGGCACAUUGAUUUUUGGUUCACUAAUGAACUGGUUAAAUAUUUUCCAGAAGUUUUUUCAUUCGAUAUAAGCUUCUGAAUUAUAUCGAGAAAAAUGUCUAACAAGCGGAGGAGGUUAUAAGUUGGUUAAAAAGUGCACAUACAUUGUUUAUAUCAACACAGUUUAAAUAAUAUUGUAAUGAAACAUAUUUAUCUCUCAUAUAUAAAGUAUCCUCUUGCGUGCAUAUAAAAGGCUCUUAUUUCUUACAUCUCUAACUUAUACUAUUAGUCAAUUAUAUUCAUUUUAUGGUUAAACUCAUGCUUUGAACGAUAAAUGUAAAAUGCUGAAUAAUAAUGUCGCUUCUAUCGUACGAUUCUUCUCAGAUUGUAUACGUCACUUAAGUAAAGGUCAAUGGAUUACAAUAAAAGUUCAUCCGUUUGACGCGUCGUUUAGUGCUCUCAAUUUGUCGUGACAAUGUCCAAAAAUUUGGUCAAUUCAAUACAGAAUGCUGUGUCAGAAGCGUUGUCAGGAUUAUGUUAUACUUAUCCGCAAUUAGAAUAUCAAAUAUCGCACAAAGUUGUAUUAUCGCCAGGUUAUAGAGAUCGUAAAGACAAGGUAGCAUUGAUUUGCGGCGGUGGCAGCGGACAUGAACCAUUUGCCGCAGGCUUUGUUGGAGCUGGCAUGUUGACAGCUUCUAUAGCGGGAUCUAUUUUUGCGGCCCCACCGUCUACUCACAUCACACAUGCUCUUCAGUACAUUGGGAAAAACAAUAAAGCUGGUGUUCUAGUCGUGGUACCUAAUUAUACAGGGGAUUGUUUAAAUUUCGGUAUAGCCAUCGAAAAGGCUCAGCUAGCAGGCAUCAAGGUGGAAGAAAUAACUGUUGACGAUGACUGCAGUAUUCCCGCAAGUGAACAAGGUGUGACCGGUAAACGUGCUCUGGUGGGCAUGUUGUUCGUUAUCAAAAUUGCAGGCGCUCUUGCUGAGAGAGGAUCACCUCUGCACGAAGUGACAGAAAUUGCGCGACACGUUUCACAAAAUACAGCAACGUAUGGAGUCGGGUUAACCGCAUGCGCUAUACCAGGUCAGGAUCUGAUGUUCGAACUUGCAUAUGAUGAAGUGGAGUGCGGAAUGGGUGUACACGGAGAGGCGGGCUACGAGAGAAUCAAGCUUGGAACUGCGUCCGAAAUGGUGUCAGUGAUGUUGGAACGCAUUUGCAAAACUUUAGUUUUAACCGCUAACAACUCGAUCGCAGUGAUAGUUAACAAUUUCGGUGGUUUAAGUCAGUUAGAACAAGGAAUCAUCGUUCAUGAAGUUGUAAAUCAGCUUCAAAAUAUGAGUAUACACGCUAUUCGCGUUUAUUCAGGCGUUUUGAUGACAUCCUUAAAUAGCGCCGGUGUACAUGUAAGUGUACUAAAAUUGAUAGAAAGUCACAAGGACGUGCUCGUCAAAUAUCUUGACGACGAAACGGCAGCACCUUGCUGGCCGGGUCGCAGCUACAGCAUUUCUUCGACCGUUACUCGCAUUCCAGCUGAACACGCGGAAAAAAGGAUAACAGAAAAGAUAGGAAUAUCGUUAAAUAUACAAGAACAACAUUUGACAAGGUUGUGUUUAGAAAAAGCAUGUGCAGCUAUCAUUGAGAAGGAGGCAUAUCUCAACGAGUUGGACCGUGGUUGUGGAGAUGGAGAUUGUGGAUCAACGCUGAGAAGAUUCGCCGAUGGUAUCUUAAAUAAUUUGAGUGAUUUGCCCUUAUCACAUCCAGCAGCAAUGUUAUCGGAAAUAGCGAAUAUAGCUGAGGAACAUAUGGGUGGGACUUCCGGAGCUCUGUAUUGUUUAUUUUUUACGAGCAGUGCAAAAGAGCUGGCAUCAUGCAAGCAAGGAAAAGACUUGCGAUGUGCUUGGUUCCGUGCAUUCUACAGUGGCUUAAAUUGUUUAAAAAGAUAUGGGAAAGCAAAAGUUGGAGACAGGACUAUGAUCGAUACAAUGGAUGCUGUAUAUACAACAUAUGAAAAAAUACCAAGUAAAGAUUGCAAUGUUUUUUAUUCUAAAAUUGCCGCAGCAGCGUGGAAAGGAUGCGAUUCUACAAAAGAUAUGAAGCCUAAAGCGGGACGCGCAAGUUAUGUAAAACAAGCCAAAUAUUUAACAAAAGAGGAUGCAGGAGCAUAUGCUGCAGCAAUAUGGAUUGAUGCUAUUACAGUGCAGUUGAUAACAUUUUGAUACCUACUUAUGUUACCUUUCUCAGUUGAGAUAUAUUAUUUAAGAGUAAAGAGUUUAUUUUAUCUCUUAAUAUAUUCUGAUUUGAUAUUUAUUCAUAUUACUAUAAGAUAUUGAGUUGUUAAGAAAAUCAUUGUAUUUUUUCCAGUGAUUCUCAAGUUCGUUUUAUACAAAGAAUGAACAUUAGUCAAUGA